AAAAGGAGGCUUGAUGUCGUCUCAGUUAUUUUUGGAUGUAUAAGUUGUGCACGGCGGCGAAGAGCUGUCAUUACCUGAAUAAAAACAGUCGGACACAGAAGUGAGAGCACUGUUUUUAUUUUUCAUGAACAGUCUCUGCUGAGCCAUGACGUCGGUGUGGAGGCGACUCCAGCGGGUCGGCAAGAAAGCCUCCAAAUUCCAAUUUGCUGCUUCCUUUCAAGAACUGAUCAUAGAAUGCACAAAUAAAUGGCAACCAGACAAACUGAGAGUGGUGUGGAUAAGAGGAAACAGACGUUAUACUACAAAGCUCUUCUGCUGGCAGCCAGAUAUGAAGUACCCCAACAGAGGAUCGGUGCUUUGGCAGGUUCCAGAGAAUUUAGACAUCACUGUCACACUCUUCAAGGAACCUAUGGCAGAAGAGUUUGAAGACAAGGAUUGGACCUUCAUUGUUGAAAAUGAGACAGAGGGCCGCAGGAAAGUGUUAGCAUCGGCUAACAUCAACAUGAAAAUGUAUGCCAGUGCAACUCCAGCACAGUAUGAAGUAACACUGAAGCUUAAACCCCUGUCCGUGAAAGUGAUUGAAGCCACGCUGAAACUGAACCUGUCUUGUGUCUUUCUUAAGGAGGGCAAAGCCACGGAUGACGACAUGCAAAGUUUGGCCAGUUUAAUGAGCAUAAAAAAAGGUGACAUCGGUAAUCUGGAUGACUUUAAUGAAAGUGAAGAUGAAGUCAGUGAGGAGACAAGAGCCAGCGUUUGGAGUGGACAAGCUACUAAUUUUACUGCAUCAUCAUCUCUGCCUACUGCUCAGUCUCAGUACCAGAAGCUACAGGGAGAGAGUGGAAAGGCUUCUUCCUGGGGAUCUGAAGUCCCCCACACGGAAGAAAACCUCUCAAAAAGUUAUUCUAACCCCUUCUCUGUCCCUCACCCAUCCCAAAAUGCUAUUGCCCUCCCUAGUAGGCAGGAUGCAGAAUUCAAGAGACAGCAGAGCAAUCUUUCUAAAGAGGCUUCUCAAUGCACAAUUCCUACAACAUUUGACCCCACAGGCUCCUUCAAUGUAAGGCAAGAGCUGUGCAGAGCAUCGGAGUCAACAAAGAAUGCAACAAAGAAGAUUAAAAGGGAGGGGGUAACUUCAUUCACAAGUACCAGUCUUCGCACAGAGAGUACACACGAUGACAAAGAUGAUACAAAGCAAUGCAUAGAUGUUUGUCAAGAGAUUGAGCAAUUGGAGGAGGUAAAGGAAUCAUCCUGUCUACCAGUACCCAUUCGACAAAAUAAGAAGCGUUUGAGUGGUUCUUCAUUUAGUGGCACCAAAUCAGCAGUUACUCCAACCAGUGAACAUAGAAAAGCUAAAAGACCACAAGAUAGUGCUGCCUCUCCAACUAUGACCAGACCCAUCUUAGGGACAUCUUCUCUCUCUCUACUGGAGUGGUGUCAGGAGGUCACACAGGGUUAUAAGGGAGUAAAGAUCAUGAACUUCAGCACUUCCUGGCGGAACGGUCUGGCGCUCUGUGCCAUCUUACAUCACUUCCACCCUGAAAAAAUAAAUUACGAAAUGCUGGACCCGUUGGACAUCAUGCACAACAACAAAACGGCCUUUGAUAGCUUUGCUGAACUUGGCAUUUGCCGACUGAUGGAACCCUCAGACAUGGUCACGCUUCCUGUUCCCGAUUGCCUCAUCAUCAUGACAUACCUCAACCUGAUCAAAACUCAUUUUACUGGCCAGGAUCCCAAUAUCCCUAGUAUAAAGAAGGAGAGCUGUGAGUCUAGCAAUGUAGCAACAGGAGGAAAAGAGGGCCGAGCAGACCUGGAGGCAACUUUUUCCUAUUACACUCAAAGACUCCACGAGGAACGCUUUCGUCCCGAGAUCAUCGCUAAUACAAGCAAAGCAGAUAAUGAAAGCAAAAGCCGUUGCAAUGUGGUUCCACCUCCUAGAACCAAACGGUUACCAGUUCCAGUGGCACCACCCAGGACCUAUUUCCUGUCCAAGUCAGACUCCUGUCCUAUCAAAGACGCUGAUCUUGUGAAGAAACAUAUGUCUGAGCUUAGCGGUCGGACGGUGGAAAAAAGAGACCUAACAGUGACUGAACUUGCAGGAGAUGACUGGAGGGACAGACAAACUGAGAGAUCAGAACUUGUAGAGGAGAAGGUAAUACCGAAAGGCCAGGACCAAAGCCAAUAUGUGUUGAAUCAGAUGGAAACCUUGGAAUCAGAACAAAAGCACAUUGAUAACAGGGCAGCAGUGGUGGAGAGAAAACUCAGACAGUUACUCGAAACAGGCACUGACAAGGUGGAGGAAGAAAGGUUAAUUCAGGAAUGGUUUACGCUGGUCAACAAGAAGAAUGCUUUGAUUCGAAGACAAGAUCAACUGCAACUUUUAGUGGAAGAAAAGGAUUUGGAAAGAAGAUAUGAGCUGUUAAACAAAGAGCUGAGAGACUUGAUUGCAAUUGAAGAAUGUCUGAAGACUCAGGCCCAUAAACACAGAGAGCAGUUGUUGCUACAGGAGCUUGUGACUGUUGUCAACCAGAGGGAUGAACUAGUUAAGAAUAUGGAUGCUAAGGAGAGGGGAGGUCUAGAAGAGGAGGAGCGUUUGAAUCGUGGCCUUGAACAACGCAAGAGCAAGUUGCCCAGUCUCACCUCUCCGUUGUUUUGCAAUUAUCUCCUGGACUCCACGGCUGGCGGCCAUCCCACUCCUCCGUUUCUCCGCUGCACCCGAGCCUACCUGUCCGCUCCCCGCCGCACUCCUCCGUUGUUCCUGGACCCACCAAGAACCGAGACCCCGGACAUACAUUGUUUCCCCUCCAAGACUCCGUUCCUCCACUACAAGUAA
Menidia menidia (Atlantic silverside) is the source of this 2827-nucleotide messenger RNA. The record is from the annotation of a GenBank genome assembly. Lineage: Eukaryota; Metazoa; Chordata; Actinopteri; Atheriniformes; Atherinopsidae.